UUGGGUGUUCCUGUUAUUCUGAGAAACUCAGAAGAAACAGAAUCCAGUGCAAGAGUGUUGAAAAAGCAGAUGAGACAAGUGAAGAAUCCUUUUGGGUUAGAAAUCCUUCAUCCUGCUACAGCUUCAGUAACAAAGGGUAUAACACUGACACCAGACUGUCUGGAAGACUGUAUUCUUACAUGCUACUGGGGCUGCAGUGUUCAAAAACUUCAUGAAGCAUUGCAGAAACAUGUCUACUGCUUCAGAAUAAAGACUCCUCAGGCAUUAGAGGAUGCUCUGUACAGCGAAUACCUCUAUCGACAACAGUACUUCAUUAAAAAAAAUGACAAGGAAGAAAAACAUUGUCAGUUACCAGAAGAUGCUCAAGUUGUUGAUUUUGGUCCAGUGCCUAGAUCUCGCUAUCCCUUGGUAGCAUUGCUGACGUUAGCAGAUGAAGAAGACAGAGAAAUAUAUGAUAUUAUUUCAAUGGUGGCUGUAAUUCACAUUCCUGAUGAGAGCUACAGACUUCCCUGCAGAAUACUGUAUCAGUAUCUGCUUCUAGCUCAAGGUCAAUACCAUGAGUUGAAGCAGCUCUACAUGUCUGCAAAUAGUACUGCAGCAUCUUCAAGCGAUGCAUCCCCUGGUGAGAGAAGCACUGACAGAAGCUUACUAGAAAAGGCUGGACUGGCUGAAGACGAACCAGAAUUGCAUGAAGAAAAUAGUAAAGACUGUGUUGUUUGCCAGAAUGGCACAGUGAACUGGGUACUCCUACCCUGCAGGCACACGUGCUUGUGUGAUGGCUGCAUCAAGUAUUUUCAGCAGUGUCCAAUGUGUAGGCAGUUUGUUCAAGAAUCUUUUCCACUUUGCAGUGAAACAGAGCAAGAUGAAGAUGAAUCAACCCGUAUCUUGCAAGAUGUUCUUCCUGGAAGAGUUUUUUAAUAUGGAGAAAAACAGAACUGGGUUGUAUGCACCAAGAUUAAAUGUAGAAAACAGACUGCUUAUGGGAGGUUACGUAGCAUUAACUCAUAUGGUUUUGCUUUUUAUUGUUAGGUAAUUCUCAGCUUCCUUAUUUUUCUUCGCUCCAUAUGCUCACAGGAACACCAUGCUUAUCCAUGCAAUGUGGACGGGAGAAGUGCGUGGGGUAUCUUUGAAGAAUGUGAUUUCAUUUAUAACUUCUUACUAGUUUUUCAUGGAGUACUAUUAGAGGCGAUUUUGAUUACUAAAUUUAGUACAUCUACUAAAAAAAGAACAAAACUUGCAAGUGAAGUUGCACACAGCUCAUUCUAUAUUUAUUGUAUUUAAAAUACUAGAGUGAUAUAUCAUUUUAGCUGAGUAUAAUUUAGAAACGUAGCACUUUACAGAAUGUAUCAAAUGAAGGAAAGUAAAUAUUCUUCAUUGUUAAA
This is a messenger RNA of Nestor notabilis (Kea), 1382 nucleotides long. It is a transcript of the gene CGRRF1, whose product is annotated as cell growth regulator with ring finger domain 1. The record is from RefSeq and is a predicted model, not a curated record. Lineage: Eukaryota; Metazoa; Chordata; Aves; Psittaciformes; Psittacidae. The transcript is spliced from 5 exons. Bases 70 to 918 code for a protein of 282 amino acids. Gene Ontology annotation, biological process: negative regulation of cell growth.